This is a messenger RNA of Juglans microcarpa x Juglans regia, 804 nucleotides long. Its product is annotated as MLP-like protein 423. NCBI's taxonomy places the organism in Eukaryota, Viridiplantae, Streptophyta, Magnoliopsida, Fagales, Juglandaceae. The coding region runs from base 46 to 504 and encodes 152 amino acids. The record is from RefSeq and is a predicted model, not a curated record. The transcript is spliced from 2 exons. Gene Ontology annotation, biological process: defense response.
UCACGUAUCACUCCACGAUCGAAGUUAUAUAUAUACAAUAUAAGAAUGGCUUCCAUUGGCAAGCUUGAUGUAGAAGUUGAGGUGAAGUCUGAUGCAGAUAAGUUCUGGGGAAUCAUUAAGGAUUCUGUCACCAUCCUACCUAAGGCAUUCCCUAAUGACUACCAGAGCAUUGAAGUUCUUGAAGGCGAUGGAAAGUCCAUUGGUUCUGUUCGUCUAAUCACAUAUGGGGAAGGUUCUCCUAUUGUCAAGAUUUCGAAGGAGAAGAUCGUCAAUUUUGAUGAAGCAAACAAGACUGUUGCUUUUACUGUGAUCGAUGGGGACCUGAUCAAAUUCUACAAGCAUUUCAAAUGCCACAUUACUGUGACUCCAAAGGGAGAUGGGAGCCUGGCAAUAUGGCUAUGCGAGUUUCAAAAGACUAGUGACGAGGUUCCAGAUCCACAUGUCAUCAAGGACUUUGUAGAGAAGAACUUCAAGGAGCUGGACGAGUUUGUUCUCAAGCAAUAAUAAUAGAGGCCAUUUUGGGUCUGAUACGUAUCUGGGGAUAUUUGAAUAUUUAUGGUCUAAUAAACAGUAUAAGUAGUAGUUUGCAGUGCAGUACUCAUUUCAAUCCGUAGCGUACGUGUUUCUUAAUAAAUAUCCAGCUUGUUAGGUGGCUCAAGUUAAUGUUACUGUAUGUGUUCUCAUAUUGGAUAAGGUGGAUUAAAUUUUUCAUUUGAAGAACUGAAUUAUAUGCCACUAUCAGACUCUGUUACUUAAUUGAAAGCUUAUUCUAUUAUUACUUAUUGGGAGCUCUGUUAUUACUUA